AUGCCUCCGAUUCCAGGUGGCACGCGGGAGCGACGUCGCCUGAUCUGCUACCAUCAAACACUGAUUCCCGGCGAUGGGCCAUACGUGUCUAUGCUCCCUCUUUUGGAGCACAAUACCGGCAUCACGCACGUUAUUCUUGCCGCUAUCCAUCUGAAUGAGGGACCGGGAAACAUCACGCUCAACGAUGACCCCCCUGAGAACCCUAAAUUCAACCCGCUUUGGGCGGAGGUGCCCCCCAUGAAAGAAGGCGGGGUGAAGAUAAUGGGAAUGCUAGGAGGGGCCGCUCAGGGUUCUUUCCAGCGUCUCGAUGGCAGCCUAGAGCAAUUCGAAGAAUAUUACGGCCCUCUACUAGCUAUUGUACGACGCUAUGGACUCGAGGGACUUGAUCUCGAUGUUGAGGAGGAAAUGUCCCUUCAGGGUAUCAUCCGGUUGAUCGACAGGCUGAAGAGUGACAUGGGUGAUAACUUCAUAGUUACCUUGGCUCCCGUGGCAGCUGCAUUGCUAGGAAUCGGCAAUUUGUCCGGGUUCGAUUAUCGAGAGCUGGAACAGGCGCGCGCUUCAAAGAUCGACUGGUACAACGCCCAAUUCUAUAAUGGCUGGGGCCCAGCCGAAGACCCGCGAAUGUAUGCCGCCAUCAUGGCUCAGGGCUGGUCUCCCCGGCGUGUGGUCUAUGGACUACUGACGAACCCUGGAAAUGGAUCACAGGGGUAUGUGUCUCGAGAGAAGAUCAGUGUCGUUCUGGCGACUUUGGUCGAACAGUUCCCGAACUUUGGUGGUGUGAUGGGCUGGGAGUAUUUCAAUGCAAUGCCAGGCGGGCACGAGAAACCAUGGCAGUGGGCAGCGGAUAUGUCGUUGAGUAUGGGAAUGAAGGACGUAGUGGUUGCAGCUCGUCAAGUGUUGGCGGCUGGCCCGAUGGCCAAUAGUUUAAACAAUCUGCUGCAGGAUAUGAUGAACCAAGGACGUGGAUUAUGA
Messenger RNA from Penicillium subrubescens, 972 nucleotides. Its product is annotated as putative class III chitinase. Gene Ontology annotation, molecular function: chitinase activity. Gene Ontology annotation, cellular component: extracellular region. The transcript has a single exon. The record is from RefSeq and is a predicted model, not a curated record. The coding region runs from base 1 to 972 and encodes 323 amino acids. Lineage: Eukaryota; Fungi; Ascomycota; Eurotiomycetes; Eurotiales; Aspergillaceae. Gene Ontology annotation, biological process: carbohydrate metabolic process.